Exophiala spinifera is the source of this 7323-nucleotide messenger RNA. RefSeq lists its product as uncharacterized. The coding region runs from base 1 to 7323 and encodes 2440 amino acids. Gene Ontology annotation, cellular component: fungal-type cell wall. Gene Ontology annotation, biological process: fungal-type cell wall (1->3)-alpha-glucan biosynthetic process. The transcript is spliced from 4 exons. Lineage: Eukaryota; Fungi; Ascomycota; Eurotiomycetes; Chaetothyriales; Herpotrichiellaceae. Gene Ontology annotation, molecular function: alpha-1,3-glucan synthase activity. The record is from RefSeq and is a predicted model, not a curated record.
AUGGCUGCUAGCGCUGUUCUUUUGAGCGCUUUGUUCUUUCUUUUCUUUACAUCAUGCUUUAGUUACAGAUAUGACCCGAAUUAUGCGCAAUGGAACCUGAAUGAGAACCAGACGGCCGUCGAUCCCCUCGACUACUGGGGAGAGUGGUCUGGACACAGUUAUACUCCCUCGCCGACUAACUGGAGGUUUCCUUUCUAUACCCUCUUCCUGGACCGAUUCGUCAAUGGGGACCCCUCUAACGACAACAUCAAUGGGACUGCAUACGAACAUGACCCCAAUUCCAAUCAAAUGCGCCAUGGUGGUGAUCUGCAAGGCUUGGUUGACACGCUGGACUAUCUUCAGGGCAUGGGAAUCAAGGGCAUCUACAUCGCAGGGUCCCCGUUCAUCAACACACCCUGGGGCUAUGAUCAGUAUUCCCCCCUCGACUUGUCCAUCCUGGAUCAACACUUUGGUGACAUUGAUAUGUGGCGCACGGCUAUCAAUGAAAUACACAAGAGGGGCAUGUACGUGCUAAUUGACAACACUUUUGCCACCCUGGGUGACCUAAUCGGGUUUGACGGUUACCUCAAUACCACCACUCCGUUCACGCUGGCUGAACAUCAAGUUCAGUGGAAGAGCGAUCGGCACUAUUACGAUUUCAGCUUCGGCAACAAUUACAACCAGACCUGUAACUAUCCAAAAUUCUGGCUAGAAACAGGUUAUCCUGUUGGCGACGAUGUCACCAGUGAUCUGAAAGGUUGUUACGAUAGCGAGUUCGAUCAAUACGGUGACACCGAGGCUUUUGGUGUCUUCCCGGAUUGGCGACGUCAGUUGUCAAAGUUCGCAUCGGUUCAAGAUCGUCUCAGGGAAUGGCACGAGCCAGUCCGCAACAAGUUGGAAAACUUCUACUGUAUUGUCAUUGCAUCCUUAGACAUUGACGGUUUUCGAUACGACAAAGCUACCCAAAGUACCAUCGAUGCGAUGGGUUUCAUGAAUGAAGCCAUGCGUACCUGCGCCAAAAGAUUCGGAAAGGAAAAUUUCUUUCUCCCUGGGGAAAUCACUGGUGGAAAUGUCUUUGGCUCCUUGUACCUGGGCCGUGGCAGGCAACCAGACAUGCUUCCAGACAACAUUACCGCAGCUGUUACCAUGACCAACAACUCUGCCGACAAAUAUUUUCUUAGGGCCCCUGAGCACGGAGCCCUUGAUUCUGCCGCUUUCCAUUAUACAGUGUAUCGGACUUUGACACGAUUCCUUGGAAUGGACGGUAACCUUGAAGCCGGCUAUGACGCUCCUCCCAAUUGGGUCGACAUGUGGAAUGACUUCCUCCUCACGAAUGACUUUGUGAAUCCCAACACAGGUCUCUUCGACCCCAGACAUCUCAUGGGCACGACCAACCAAGACGUCUUUCGAUGGCCGGCCAUUACCGAUGGUGUGCAACGUCAGCUGCUUGGCCACUUCAUAACUACGAUCCAAAUGCCGGGGGCUCCAUUAUUGCUAUGGGGUGAAGAGCAAGCAUUUUAUGUUCUCGACAAUACCGCCUCGAACUACAUUUUUGGCCGUCAAGCCAUGUCCUCUGCUACUGCGUGGUAUACUCAUGGUUGCUAUCAUCUUAGUUCGACACAAUACUUCCAAAUGCCGCUCAAUGCCUCUCGUGAUGGUUGCAAAGACAUCACAGUCAGUUAUGAUCAUAGAGACCCUUCUCACCCUGUUCGAAACAUUAUUCAUCAUAUGAACCAAUUGCGCGAACAAUUCCCCGUACUUCAAGAUGGGUUCUUCUUGCAACAAUUGUCCAACCAAACAGAACAAAUCCAAUACCCUGGUUCGGGAAAAGUGACUACCGAAACCGGAAUGUGGUCGGUGAUGCGAUCAGGAUUCCCAGGGGUGCAAGAUCUUGCUAACACCGGAGCUGGUAACCUCCCGAUAUGGCUGUUGUACUCGAAUGCCAACUCGUCCACCACUUACAGCUUCGACUGCGCCAAUAACGAUACUGCACUCAAUACUACAAGUCUGAUCGCGCCAUAUGAUGCAGGAACAACGGUGAAGAAUUUGUUUUAUCCUUAUGACGAGCACACUUUAGAGGAUAGUGUGCACCAGCUUGGCAUCAAUGGCUCGACGGCGUCAAAUGGCUGUUUACGCAGCUUGGAAAUGGCAGCUUAUGAUUUCCGCGCCUAUGUCCCCAUCGAUAACUGGGUCGGCCCUCAGCCCAUGAUCACGAAGUUCAAGCCAGGACAUGACAGUCGCCUUCAGUCUAGUGUGAACUCUACUGGCACCGAAACUGUCGAUAUCACAUUGGAAUUCUCGGUGGAAAUGGACUGCGACAGCGUUACGGAUAGUAUCACGUUCAACUCCACGACGGAACUAGGCACCGUCGCCUCGAUCAAUCGGGACAGCAUCAAGUGCGCCCUUAUGAAAGAUCCAGAGACACCACCUUACGUUGGGGCGAUCUCUUCCGUAUGGUCAUGGUCUGCCUCGCUGGACGGUGUCGCAAACGGUAUUCAUGCUGUCACAGUCAGUAAUGCGUCUGCCCAGGCCGGAGGCCACACUGACGCUGUCGACCGCUUCCUGUUCAGGAUUGGUCAAUCUAACAAUCCUAUGGUAUUCACUACAAGCGCCAACUAUUCCUCGUCUCUGCUUAGCAAGAGCGACAAUGGUUCAUUAAUACUUUCACACUCCGCCGCUGGAGCCGAUAAGUGGCGAUACUCCACAAACUGGGGUUCCUCAUUCUCUUCCUGGAUGCCCUACCGGGGUGGCGAGACAGAAAUUGAGGAACAGCCAUGGUCUGGGACCAAAUUACAGUCCUGGAAAGGUACUCAUGUGCGGGUCGAGUACUUCAGUCGCCUGGCUGGAAGCAGCGAUCACAUCCAGCAGGGUGAUGUCGAUUAUUCCACCGCUCGACGUUUCCCGCAUCUCUUUUUGAAUGGUCCUUACAACCAGUAUGGAUAUGACGCUGGGCUGGACAACAAGAUGACCCAGUCUGAAAACAGUAGUUGGCAUCAUCAUUUCAUGACGGAAUGGAGUCAAUCCGGUGCAAUCGCACAAAUCAAUGUCUGGGGCGUCAAUCCAGACGGCAAACCUGAUCAGACAAUAGUCAUGGGUGAUAUAGAUGGAGACUCAGUCCUUGACCGGCUUCCUCCAUCCUCAUUGUCCUCGGUUGUCUUGAACAUAACACGUGCUCCUCCUAAGCCCUAUCUCGGGUGGCGUGUUGUGAUCGACGAUGGCACUCUCCGCUUCGAGAUCUUACCCUCAGGAAACAUGUGGAGCCAGCUUAUUGUAUACGUCCUCUUAUGGGUUGUUCCUAUAAUCACGGCCGCUUUCGGAGUCUGGUCCUUCAUGCAGAGCUUUUACCAGGUCAAGUUCAACGAGAUCGGCAUUUCCGAAAAGGCUGGCAUGCUUCCUGCAGCCAUCAAGAAGCAGUUCAAGAAGCUCAAAGACGAGAAAAGUCCACCGGGGUUCUUGUCCAAGAUCAAUCGGAAGCCAAAAUUCCUGCAACCGUCGGACACUGUCAUCGACCAGCAACGUCGCCGGACAGUCUUGAUAGCAACUAUGGAGUACGAUAUCGAAGACUGGGAAAUCAAAAUCAAGAUCGGUGGACUUGGUGUCAUGGCACAACUAAUGGGUAAAAAUUUGGGCCACCAGGAUCUAAUUUGGUGUGUACCAUGCGUCGGCGGAGUUGAGUACCCAGAGGAUACAAAAGCGGAUCCCAUGACGGUUGUCAUCCUCGGCAAACCGUAUGAAGUGCAGGUUCAAUACCACGUUCUACGCAAUAUCACUUAUGUUCUGCUGGACGCUCCUGUCUUUCGCCAGCAGACCAAAUCCGAGCCGUAUCCGCCUAGGAUGGACGAUCUCUCCUCUGCAAUUUAUUAUUCGGCUUGGAACCAAUGUAUUGCCCAGGCCAUCAACCGUUUUCCAGUCGACCUGUACCAUAUCAACGAUUAUCACGGCUCGGUUGCUCCUCUCUACUUGCUCCCCAGGACCAUUCCUGCGUGCCUUUCGCUGCACAACGCUGAAUUUCAGGGGCUGUGGCCCAUGCGCACGAAGCAGGAGCGUGAGGAAGUCUGCUCGGUCUUCAAUCUGUCGACCGAAUUAGUUCAGCGUUAUGUUCAGUAUGGAGAAGUUUUUAAUUUGCUACAUGCUGGCGCUUCCUACCUGAGGGUCCAUCAGCAAGGCUUUGGCGCUGUCGGUGUGUCGAAGAAGUAUGGCAAACGCUCCUACGCCAGAUAUCCUAUAUUCUGGGGGCUGAAGAAGGUUGGCAAGUUGCCAAACCCUGAUCCUUCCGACACUGGCGAAUGGGACAAAAAGCUUCCUAAGGAAUCCGAUAUCCAGAUUGAUCCCGCGUUUGAAGCUGCCCGCCCUGAAUUGAAGCGUCAAGCUCAAGAAUGGGCUGGCCUUGAGCAAAACCCGCAAGCCGAGUUGUUUGUAUUUGUUGGUCGAUGGUCGAUGCAAAAAGGUAUUGAUCUGAUCGCUGAUGUCUUCCCGUCAAUACUGGAGUCCAACCCCAAUGUUCAACUCAUCACUGUUGGGCCCGUCAUUGAUCUAUACGGCAAAUUUGCAGCCCUCAAGCUCGAUCGCAUGAUGAAGCUGUACCCCGGCAGAGUGUUCUCAAAACCAGUGUUCACCGCUCUUCCUCCGUUCAUCUUCUCAGGAGCAGAGUUUGCUCUCAUCCCAUCUCGCGACGAACCAUUUGGACUAGUUGCAGUGGAGUUCGGCCGUAAAGGAGCUCUUGGCGUUGGCGCUCGUGUCGGUGGUCUUGGUCAGAUGCCCGGCUGGUGGUUCACAGUGGAAUCAAUGACAACUUCGCAUCUACUCCAUCAAUUCAGACAAGCUAUUGAGGAGGCUCUGCAUUCGAAAACUGAAACACGCGCGCUUAUGAGGGCUCGUUCGGCUAAGCAGCGGUUCCCUGUGGCACAGUGGGUCGAAGACCUCGAAAUUCUUCAAUCCACUGCCAUUCAGAUACACGACAAAGUUGAGGCAAGCAAACGUCAUGCUGCUGCAGGCGAGAUGAUGUGGGGAAAUUCUGGCUGGAGCACUCCCAGAGGCUCUGGCGCUGUCACUCCAGCAUUGGCAAAUUCCCGAGUCUCGUCAUAUUCAGCUCUAAACUCUCUGACUUCUCGACUCCGAGGUCUUACACACAGUCGUGAGCAAAGUAAUGCUACUUCCACGCGGCCGGGCACCGGAGUCACGCGGUCAGCUUCCCUUGGAACACACCGAGGUCCAGGCCACAUAAAUGCACAAGAUGCUCAUGAUGGAGAGGUUGGGUACGCAUCAAACACACUUGAUACAGUGCCUGACGUGGAAGGCAAUGAUUCAAAUGGAUUGGGCAAUGAGAUGACACACAACCAUCAAGAAAGCGAUGAUGAUUCAAGUGACAGCGAUUACGACGCUGACGAUGCUAUCACGAUGCCUAUUCAAUCUCUUGGACGGUACGAGCGUGUCCCCAUGCAUGAAGAACUUCCUUUCACGCCACAUCAUCUUGAAGUCCCCGGCUCCCCAAGAAGCCCCGGAUUGGAGAUGUAUUCUAUGCAGAAUCAGAUGGCUAUACCUUACGGUAGCGCGCCAAUACCACCGUCGCCAACUGCGGAAUCUGGUCAGCUGAUUCCACCGCCACCCGUGAGAGCAGACACCAACAAUCGGAUAUCUGCCACUCCUUCUAUGCUGUCUGUGAACUCAGUUGUGGGGGAGAAGACAGAUUUUAAACUGCAGAAGGUUGAUCCUUUCUUCACCGACAGCAAUGGGGAGUUCGCAAAGAUGUUUGAGCAGAAGCUUGAAAAUCUCAAUGGCAGCACCUCCGAGUCCUCCGUGUGCAUCGAAGAGUUCCUAGUCAAGUCUGAGAAGCAAUGGUUUGAUACCUUCCGCAAUGUCAAACUUGGCAGACAUCACGCGUUAUCUCCUAGGCCGAGCUUUCAUGCCACUCGCGAGUCUCGCCCCACUUCCAGUUACGCAGGUGACAGUGAGCAUGGUUCCGGGGGGCAUGACUUUAACAACCUCGGUGAUGAGUUCCUGCUGGGGGAGGACUAUAAGCCGCCGACCGGUCUCAGGAAAUGGAUGCAGCUUCGCAUCGGCGACUGGCCUGUUUAUGCGUUCUUUAUGGGCUUGGGCCAAAUCAUUGCUGCCAACUCGUACCAAAUCACUUUGCUGACAGGUGAAGUGGGCCAAACGGCAGGCAAGCUGUACAGUAUCGCAAGCAUCUACCUGGCUACAUCGAUCUGUUGGUGGUUCCUCUUCCGGCGAUUCAGUUCUAAGCUGUGCCUGUCACUGCCAUUCUUUUUCUACGGCCUGGCUUUCAUCUUGAUUGGCACUGCACACUAUGCUUCCACAACCGGCGGCCGCGGAUGGGUCCAAAACGUUGGCACUGGCAUGUACGCGGUAGCCUCUUCCUCGGGAAGCAUCUUCUUUGCCUUGAACUUUGGUGACGAGGGUGGCGCUCAAGUCAAAGCGUGGGUGUUCCGGGCAUGUGUGAUUCAAGGCACUCAGCAGAUUUAUGUCGUGGCACUCUGGUACUGGGGCUCGUACCUCAACAGGCGCACUUCCGAUGGCCUUUUAACUGCCUCGGACCCGGUGUCGUCCACGUGGAAAAUCACGGCCAUCACCGUUCCCAUUGCCAUAUUGCUUUGGGCUAUUGGAUUGCUGAUGUGGUUUGGCCUUCCGAACUACUACCGUCAAGCACCUGGCAAGAUGCCGAGUUUCUAUCACAGUCUCCUCCGACGCAAGAUUGUGAUUUGGUUCUUCGUCACAGUCAUCAUCCAGAACUUUUUCCUGUCUGCACCCUACGGACGAAACUGGUCAUUCCUGUGGAGCAGCUCGCAUGCAAAGACCUGGCAGAUUGUAUUGCUCGUUCUUUUGUUCUUUGUCGGUGUGUGGGCAGGCUUCUUAUGGCUGUUCGGAUUGCUGUCGAAGAGUCACAGUUGGAUUCUUCCGCUGUUUGCGAUCGGCCUUGGAGCACCUCGUUGGGCACAGAUAUGGUGGGGUACCAGCAAUAUCGGCCUGUGGCUUCCAUGGGCCGGUGGCUACACUGCAUCAGCUCUGAUGUCAAGAGCUCUGUGGCUCUGGUUAGGCACACUCGAUGCGAUUCAAGGAGUCGGCCUAGGAAUGAUCCUCCUGUCGACACUAACUCGUGUCCAUGUGGCAUUCACAUUGAUUACUGCACAGGUUCUUGGUUCUGUGGCAACGAUCGUCGCAAGGGCCUGCGCACCGAACAAGAUUGGUCCGGGUCCAAUCAGCCCCGAUAUCACUGGCAGUGUCUCUAACAUCUGGCAAGCCUGGUUCUGGGUGGGCCUGGCACUGAAUUUGAGCGUCUGCUUUGGAUACUUUAUGUUUUAUCGCAAGGAGCAGCUUAGCAAGCCUUGA